CCUGCCCAUUUACAGUUCAACCCAUCGUCGACAUGAGCGAUCUUCCUACCCGGCUCGACCAUCUCGGUCCCUCCAUCGAGAAACUCAUGAAGAUCGGCGGCACGCCAGGUGCCUCAAUCGGAGUGCUCUAUGGCGACAAACCUGCCUACGUGGUGCAGUAUGGCGUCCGCGAUGUCGAAGCUGCGCUGCCUAUUGACCACCAAACGGUAUUCACGGCUGGUUCCCUUACCAAAGCCCUUACGGCGGCUGCAAUGGGCAUCCUCAUCGACGAGGGCCAGGCUACCUGGGAUACUCUUGUCAAAGACGUGCUGCCAUCGUUCAAGUCCAGAGAUGAGACUCUGCAGAGCCACGUCACGUUGACCGAUAUUCUAUCGCAUCGCACCGGCAUGUCUUGGGCAGAUAACCUUUGGAUUGGUACCGAGAGUAACGUGCUGAUCAGCUCUGAGGACGCCAUGAAAUACAUCAACAACCAGACCUUGCUCCUCCCUUUCCGGGCUCAGUUUGCGUACAGCAACCUUUGCUACGAGCUCGCUGGCCACGUCAUUGAGGCCUUGAGCGGCCAGUCAUAUUUCGACUUUACUCCACCCGCCAGCAUCGACAAUCGUGCGUCGUGCUACAACACUCUAGACGACCUUUCGACUGUUCCCAUCCCUUGCGCCAAGACCGGUGAUGACUGGUUCGGCGGACCUACUGGUGGCUUGCGCUCCUGUGUGCGCGAUCUUCUCAAGCUCUACAGAGCCUUCCUGACCAGCUACAACGAUCAGUUCUCCAGUGGGAAGUCGUCCACAGAAGGCUCCCCGUUGAAACAAGUCACACAUUUGAUGUCGGCCAAAAUUCCCAUGGACCAACCAUCACGAAACGAAGCCUCGUACGCUCUAGGCUGGGGCCGGGUCCAGCUGCCGGGCAAGAUGGGCCAGAUUGGAAUUAACCCUGGUCUUCUUCCCAACGGGAUGCCAACCAUCGCCAAAGGAGUUCCUGGGCAGCUCGUCAUCUUCCACCAGGGCAGCCUUCCCGGUGCCCUGACUAUUGCCAUUCUUGUCCCCGACAAGGAUGUUGCUAUCGUGGUCCUCACAAAUUCUCUCGCCCUCAACGAUGUGCCUGACUGGAUUGGCCAGCUCAUUCUCGAAGAAUUACUCGAAGUGCCCCCCUCUGAGCGAACUGACUUCAUAAAGUCAGCAGAAGCUUGCGUUCCCGAGAAUCUCAGGUGGUAUCCGGAGCUGAUCAAAGAGCUUAAGGAUACGCGAAAGAACGAUACUGUGGCAAGAGACCUUGGAGAGUACGUCGGGACGUAUUGGGAUGACAUCCGUACUUUCAAGAUCGUGGUCACCUUGGAGCAAGGCAAACUUCACUGGGCCUUUCAAGGCCUGGACUCGGAGAAGUUUGAGCUGAAUCACUAUGAAGAUGACACAUUUCUUUGGCUCGCACCGCGAAACGAGCUGUCGCGCCGAGGUAGGUGGGUUGGCUCAGAUCAAGGGCCAGAUUUCUGGAAGGCCAAGUUCAAGGCGGCAUCCGAUGCCAUGGUAGACAAGUUGUAUUGGUCUCAUGAUCAAGGCGUACCGCCUGUGGAGUACACGAAAGAGUAA
Molecule: messenger RNA, 1583 nt
Organism: Trichoderma atroviride IMI 206040
Lineage: Eukaryota; Fungi; Ascomycota; Sordariomycetes; Hypocreales; Hypocreaceae
Source: RefSeq, a predicted model, not a curated record